Trichoplax adhaerens is the source of this 731-nucleotide messenger RNA. RefSeq lists its product as hypothetical. The coding region runs from base 1 to 627 and encodes 208 amino acids. Gene Ontology annotation, biological process: intracellular protein transport; endoplasmic reticulum to Golgi vesicle-mediated transport; Golgi organization. The transcript has 2 exons. The record is from RefSeq and is a predicted model, not a curated record. Gene Ontology annotation, cellular component: endoplasmic reticulum; COPII-coated ER to Golgi transport vesicle; Golgi apparatus. NCBI's taxonomy places the organism in Eukaryota, Metazoa, Placozoa, Uniplacotomia, Trichoplacea, Trichoplacidae.
AUGCUUAAGAACGACAGGAUAUGGAUUACUUCACUAUUAUUGCUAUUGGUUACAUGUUCUUGGUGUGUAGAAUUAACCUUUGAAUUGCCUGACAAUUCUGUCGAGUGUUUCUACGAAGAUCUAACCAAGAAUGGUAAAACAACGCUUGAAUAUCAAGUACUUUCUGGUGGAAAUUACGAUGUCGAUGUGGUUAUAAAAGGUCCAGAUUCCGGUCAGAUAUACUCUGGCCAAAGAAAACAGUAUGACAGCCAUACGUUUUCAGCGGAGUCCGAUGGCGUUUACAGUUUCUGCUUUAGCAACGAGUUUUCAUCAUUUACUCAUAAAGUCAUCUACUUUGAUCUAGUCGUAGGUGAUGAAGCACCUAUUUUGGAUAGACUGAACAAGAAGCAAUCAGCUCUGACACAAUUAGAGAGUUCAUGUGUGAACAUUCAUGAAAAUUUGAACGUUUUGAUCGACGUUCAGACUCAUCACCGUAAUCGAGAAUCUGCUGGAAGGAAUUUAGCUGAAUUAUUAAACGAGCGGGUAUCAUAUUGGUCGGUUGGAGAAUCGGUUAUUAUUGUUAUUAUAGGCAUUGGUCAAGUUUGGCUUUUAAGACGAUUUUUUACUACUAAAAAGUCAACUCUGUAAUACAGCCAAGAUACUAUUUUGCGUAUUAUGUAAACAUUUUUUUUUCCAGUUUCAAUCUUCAAUUAAUAAUAUCAAUAAAUUAAUUAAUUAUAUACUGUAUGUUC